AUGUUUAAAGUCGAAAACGGUUAUGACUCUAUUCUUGAUCAUUGUGUGAACUCUGCAAUGCUUUCAUGUAGGAAUCUUACAACAGAGCAGCUUGAAGAACUACUCCGGAAUGACGAGCGUGUUACAACAAUUAUCCAAAGUUUACCUCAAGUUCGUAAUUUACCCUCAGAGAGAGAGAUGGGGCUUUCUGAAAAUAAAGCCUUGGCUGAAUGGAACUUAGCUCAAAAACCAAGACUCGAUCAAUUGAAAGAUAAAAUGAGGCAGUCACAUACGAAUGCCAAAAGUUUGAAAACUGACGUCGAGGUUUUGAAAGGAAAAUUAGAUACAGAUGGUGGGUCAAAGUCUCUUGAAGUGGUCAAUAACCUGCUUAUGGUUGCUGCUCAGGAAGCAGAUGAUGAUGCUGAGGCUUUAGCUAAAGAGUUGUAUGAGCAAAAUGUGCCAAUAGACAUAUUCUUGAAAGAUUUCCAGCAAAGAAAGAAAAUAGCUCAUUUGAGAAAAAUUAAAUCGGAGAGACUCAAUAAUUUACUUCGUGAGCAACAUUAUUCAUCGAAUUACGGAACGGCACCUUAUCCAGAGAUUCCUAAACACCGUUUAUUUUAA
This is a messenger RNA of Auanema sp. JU1783, 600 nucleotides long. The record is from the annotation of a GenBank genome assembly. NCBI's taxonomy places the organism in Eukaryota, Metazoa, Nematoda, Chromadorea, Rhabditida, Rhabditidae.